AUGACCGUUGAAGGCGAGCACAAGUGGAACUGGCAGAAUUUCGUCAUCACCUUUGCUAUAUCGCUAGGGCAAUGGGCUUUUGCAUAUCCCUCCGCUAUCAUUGGUUCAACAAUGGGGCAGCCAUCUUUUCUAAGGUACAUGGAGUUCAUCGAAGAAGAUGGAACAAUGACAGAUAUCUCGGUAAAUCUCCAAGGCGCAAUGACAGGCGUGUUUCAGGCAGGUGCAUUUUUUGGAAUCCUCCUCGUGAGUUGGGUUAUGGAUAGAUAUGGUCGCAAAGCUGGAAUGAUAUUCUGCGCAAUAUUGAGCAUUGUUGGUGGUAGUAUCACAACAGCUUCUAACGGGGUGGCAAUGUUUAUCGUGUCAAGGUUCAUAUCCGGUGGAGGCUCCUGGGGAUUCCUUGCCGUCACCCCCGUAUACACAUCGGAGCUCUCACCUCCAAAUCUUCGGGGGCUAUUUGUUGGGAUGAACGGAGUGAACAUUGCUGUUGGCUACGCCCUCGCGUCGUAUAUGGGGCUUGCAUUUUUCUAUGUUUCCGACCCUGCCGCCCAGUGGCGCUGCCCCCUGGGGAUUGCUUUGGUAUUCCCCGUCGGGAUACUUCUAAUCAUGGCUGUGGUGCCCGAGUCACCCCGUUGGCUCCUAAUGAAGGGAAGAACCGAAGAUGCCAGAAAGAUUACGCUCAAGCUGCACAAAGAGGCGGACACUGGUGCUACAGAAUAUGCAGAGGCUCAAUUUGAGCAGAUGUAUCUCCAAGCAGAGGUCGAUCGCACGUUGAAUCCCACCUGGCGUGAAAUGUUCUUACGGCCAUCCUACCGGAAGCGGGCAAUUGUGGCAAUUGCAUUUGCAUUUAUUGGACACAGUACAGGAGUUACUGUUAUUAACAAUUACGGGCCGACUCUUUACAAAGCAUUGGGGUAUGAUUCUGAAUAUCAGCUCAUUCUCCAGACCGGGUGGAUUACCAUGGCCAUCCCCGCAAACAUUCUUGGUGUUUUUGUCACGGAUUCUUGGGGCCGUAAACCUCUUAUCUUACUAGGAGUUCUUGGAUGUUGUGCCUGCCUGAUCAUUGAAGCUGCCCUUGUCGCAGUCUAUGCGUCUCCAGUACCAGAGGCCCCUAACCUUGUUGCCAUUCGAGCAGCGGUUGCUAUUCUUUACCUUUUCAUGAUUUUCUACUCCCUCGGGAUUGACGUCGCGGGAAUGGUCUUUUUUGGAGAACUGUUUCCAAACCAUCUACGUGCUAAGGGUAUGGGCUUGGCCGCGGUGACAAUUGCCCUUUCAGAUUUCGUUUAUCUGCAGUGCGGCGCUAUCGCAUAUAGAGAUAUUGGAUGGAAAUAUUACUUGGUCUUUGUCAUAGUGACCCUCAUUGGCGCCAUAUAUCUCAUGGUAUAUGUCCCAGAGACUAGAGGAAUUCCUCUGGAAGAAAUGUCAGCAUUAUUUGGGGACGUGGAUGAAAUCGCGAAUUUCAGAUCCUCCCCUAACCGGAAUGGUGAUACUGAUGGUAUUGAACCCACAGUAACCUAUAGAAAAACCGACGAAGAUGGCGAUGUUAUCACUACCACUCAUGUUGCAUGA
This is a messenger RNA of Penicillium vulpinum, 1566 nucleotides long. RefSeq lists its product as uncharacterized. The transcript is spliced from 7 exons. The coding region runs from base 1 to 1566 and encodes 521 amino acids. Gene Ontology annotation, biological process: carbohydrate transport; transmembrane transport. The record is from RefSeq and is a predicted model, not a curated record. Gene Ontology annotation, cellular component: membrane. Gene Ontology annotation, molecular function: carbohydrate:proton symporter activity. Lineage: Eukaryota; Fungi; Ascomycota; Eurotiomycetes; Eurotiales; Aspergillaceae.